Molecule: messenger RNA, 2567 nt
Organism: [Torrubiella] hemipterigena
Lineage: Eukaryota; Fungi; Ascomycota; Sordariomycetes; Hypocreales; Clavicipitaceae
Source: the annotation of a GenBank genome assembly
GACAUUCAGCCUGGUCCGGCUCGGCUGCAAAAAGUACUAUAAAGCAGGCAGCCCUGUCGCCCUGUUCGUUUGCCUGCUUGCAAGUCUUUCAGAUUCACGCUAUUUGCCCUGCGCACCUCUCGUCUUUACGCUGCUGAAACUCUCGCUCUCUCACUGGCCCGCCUACUUCGAGCAACGCACAAACAGUUCGCGACAAUGACGUCGAUUAUAGAAACUCCACGUUCACAAGCGACACUGGGUCUCGCUCUCGGCAUCGCCUCUCAUUGGGCUUACUUUAUUCAUGGCGAACAUCACUUACAAGCCCCGAGGUUGUUGCUGUUGGCAUGUCUGGGGCCGAUUGGGCUGGUUGCUUGGCUCUCGAUCGGAGCUCAGGUCUCGGUCACGGCCGCCAUCGGCACCAGCAGCUGGUUUUUCUGCUCAUUUUUCGCUGGUUUGUUUGCCAGUAUAGUAACGUAUCGCUUGUUUUUCCACCAGUUGCGCAGGUUCCCCGGCCCGCGCUUGGCCAGGAUCUCCAAACUGUACCACGCCUAUCGCUGCGGGCAGACGAACAAUUACCAAAUAUUGGCUGACCUACAUCAAACCUAUGGCCCAAUUGUUCGCGUUGGCCCUAACGAGCUGUCUGUGCUUCAUCCUGCAGCGGUCCUUGCAAUCUACGGAAAUCAAAGUCAAUGCAAGAAAGCCACUUGGUAUGACAUGGGGCAUCCUACCAAGUCACUCCAUCAAAGUCGUGACGUAGUAGCGCACGCUCAGCGUCGGAAGAUCUGGGACAAGGGAUUCUCCAUGAAAGCUCUUCGAGACUUUGAGCACAGAGUACACAUUUACUUGAAGCAACUGGACGAAACGAUCUAUGCAGGCAAGGGGAAAGCGGUCAAUGUAUCCCAGCUAUUCAACUUCUUCAGCUUUGACGUUAUGGGCGACCUAGCGUUUGGCGCUUCAUUCGACAUGCUCAAGGAUAACAAGGAGCAUUUUGUCAUGCAAAUUUUGCACGAAGGUCAACAGCAUUUGUCGUGGCUCAUCCCCAUUCCCUGGGUGGGCUUGAUCUUGAGAGCCUUGCCAGGUGUUCUUGAGUCCGAACGAAGGUUUUUAAAAUGGUGCAUGGACCAGGUAGAAAAGAGACGCAAGAUCACAAUGGAGAACCCAGACGUCAUGACCUGGCUUCUUGGUGCGGAAUCUAAUGCUCAAGGGCGCCCUUGGGGGGAUCAUUGGCUUGCUGGAGAUUCUCGCCUCAUUAUCGUGGCAGGAAGUGACACAACGGCUGUAACAUUGGCCUACAUGUUCCAAUAUUUGGCUCGCUACCCAGAACAAGUCGAAAAGCUUCGUCUUGCACUUGAUCCCAUUCUCUCCGGCGCUGAUCAAGUACAAGAUAGUCAACUUCAAAAGGUGGAGGAGCUAAACGGAUUUAUUCAUGAAGUCCUUCGCAUGCAUCCUCCAGUACCGGCUGGUCUUCUUCGCAUCACGCCACCAGAAGGUAUCGAAGUGGACGGCAUUCACAUUCCGGGAGGUUGCACGGUCUCCGUUCCGUCCCAGCCGAUUGGGAGAGCAGAGACAGCGUAUAAAGAUGCGAAUCAGUUCAUUCCUGAGAGAUGGUACUCUCGCCCGGAACUUAUUCUUGACAAGAGCGCAUUUUCCCCAUUUUCCCUUGGGCGCUAUUCAUGCAUUGGCAAGAAUUUCGCGUACAUGGAGUUGCGAACGGUGACUGCUCUCCUUGUGCACAAAUAUGAUGUGCGAUUCGCACCCAACGAAGACGGUUCGCGUCUAAUGAAGGAGGAUCAGGAUGCAUUUACUCUCUUUGUAAAGGAGCUGAAUCUAGUAUUUACGGAGAGGAAGCACGAUUAAGCUACAAGAUAAUUUCAACAGUGAAAGGUAUGAGUUUAUGCUGGUACCUUUACCCUAGACACAAUGCUGAUACAUUAAAGAACCUUACGUUAGGUGUGACGCACGCCGGUUAUCUAAAAACAGGCGCAAGCUUGGAACUGUCAACACUUCCAUCAGCCUCCGCCGCCAAGUGUACAACGAACGGAACAUGUGGCGUAAGAAUGAUCGGCGGUAUCAGUUUGCCGAGCCGGUAUAGGCGGCAUGCGCCUUUGCACGUAGACGGUAAGAAAACUCCACAUGCAUCGGCUCGGCUCCAAUGCUAGCGUGUAAUCCCACAUAAGUUAGUGAAAAGGCUAAAUUGAUCCUCCUGUGUGCCGAAACCCUUACCCAGUGCGAAUGAGGCUGAAAAGAGAUGGAUCAACUUUUCCCCAACUUUAGCUCUCGGCGGUAAAUCUCCUUCUAUAGUAGAACAUGGUGUGAAUCUGCAGUCUGCGAUCCACCAGCUACAAAUGCCAAUAGCACCCCUAUUAACUCAUAGAUCUUACUUACACUCACAUCCAGCAUUGAAAACAGCCAAGCCGCUUUUGAUGCUAGAGUGUCCAUCUUGGUUCCCCGAAGUUGGCCGCCAAGAUUAUCGAAUCCGGCACUUUCCAGGUGGACAAAAAGGAUCCUGAAGGCACGCACAACUUGGUCGGUGAUCUCAUCACCUACGGGCGAUGGCUACUGACUGGGCUGUGUUCUUUACAUCUAUG